UAAAAGUCUAGCUAGAGUCUCUGUUCGGUGACAUCCUUACCUUUCUAAUCAGAGAGUCGGAUUAGAGUUUGCACUAGAUUUGUAAAAUGAUGACCGUAUCUUUGAUCUGGGGGAUUGUGGUAGCAGUGUGCUGUUGUUUGUGGCUUAUUCUUGGAAUGAGGAGAAGACAGAUGGGUGAACCACCUCUGGAGAAUGGGUUGAUUCCGUACCUGGGAUGUGCUCUGCAAUUUGGGGCGAAUCCUCUUGAGUUCCUGAGAGCAAGUCAAAAGAAACAUGGUCCUGUUUUCACCUGCAGAUUGAUGGGAAACUAUGUCCACUUUCUCACGAAUCCCUUGUCAUACCAGAAAGUGUUGUGCCAUGGAAAAUACUUGGAUUGGAAAAAGUUCCACUUCACUACUUCUGCAAAGGUAUUUGGGCACAGAAGCAUUGACCCAAGUGACGGAAAUACCACUGAAAACAUAAACAGAACUUUCAUCAAAACCCUGCAGGGCGAUGCCUUGAAUUCCCUCACAGAAACCAUGAUGGAGAACCUCCAACUUGUCAUGAGACGUCCACUGGUAGCUAAAUCAAACACGCCUGCCUGGGUGACAGAAGGGAUGUAUUCCUUCUGCUACCGAGUGAUGUUUGAAGCUGGGUAUUUAACCCUCUUUGGCAAAGAUCUUACAGGGCAAGAUGCACAAAAAGCACUUAUUCUAAAUAACCUUGACCACUUCAAGCAGUUUGACAAAAUCUUUCCGGCUCUGGUAGCAGGCCUCCCCAUUCAUGUGUUCAAGACCGCGCACCAUGCUCGGGAAAAACUGGCAGAGGGCUUGCGGCACGAGAACCUCGGAAAGAGAGACCACAUCUCAGAACUGGUCAGGUUUCUGAAUGAUAUGCUUUACACCUUAGAUGACAUGGAGAAGGCCAAGACACACCUCGCUGUCCUCUGGGCAUCACAAGCAAACACCAUUCCGGCGACUUUCUGGAGCUUAUUUCAAAUGAUUAGGAGCCCUGAAGCACUGAAAGCAGCCACUGAAGAAGUGAAAAAGACCCUAGAGAGUGCUGGCCAAAAAACCAGCUUUGAAGGCAGUCCUAUUUGUCUGAAUCAAAGGCAACUGAAUGAGACACCAGUGCUAGAUAGUAUCAUCAAGGAGUCUCUGAGGCUUUCCAGUGCCUCCCUGAACAUCCGGACGGCUAAAGAGGAUUUCACUUUGCACCUCCAGGACGGUUCCUAUAACAUCCGCAAAGAUGACAUCAUAGCUCUUUAUCCGCAGUUGAUGCAUUUAGAUCCAGAAAUCUACCCAGACCCUCUGACUUUUAAAUACGAUCGAUAUCUUGAUGAAAAUGGGAAGACGAAGACCACCUUCUACAGCAACGGAAUCAAGCUGAAGUAUUACUACAUGCCCUUUGGGUCAGGAGCGACCAUAUGUCCGGGAAGACUAUUUGCUGUGCAGGAAAUCAAACAGUUUUUGAUUCUGAUGCUUUCCUAUUUUGAACUAGAGCUUGUGGACAGUCAUGUUAAAUGUCCCCCUCUGGACCAGUCCCGCGCAGGCUUGGGCAUUUUGCCGCCACUAAACGAUAUCGAGUUUAAGUAUAAAUUCAAACAUUUGUGAACACACGGUUGGCAAAAGAGGACGAGAGAUCACGUGACUGGCCUGCAUCACACCAUCACGUAUCAGUCCCUCUGGACAGUCACAUUUGGCCGUGGUGGCACUGAUUCACAGGUCAACGUGCUUGUAAAUCUUAACAUUUUGGUGACAGUUCCCAGAUGCUAUCGCAGACUGUGCUAGCGAAAAAAACUAGCUUCUAGAAGCACAAUACUUUGUUUUCAUUUAAGUCAGUGAAUGUUCAUAGAGCCAGGGACUGAAGUUCAUUAUUUUAAAAAAAAAAAAAAAAAAGUCUUUCCUCUCCCCCACCCCCAGAAUGAAGAUAUUCUGAUUGGCAAAUGGUUUUAUUUUUUUUUUUCCUAAGGAAAUGAUUUCAUUUUUAUAAAAACCACCCAACAAUCAUGUAGAAGGUACAGAUUCACGUUUUAGUGAAACAACAUGAUGUUUUGAGUAGAUAUGGGAUAUCUGGUUGUUUUGUUUUUUGUUUUUUGGGUUUUUUUUUAGAGUAUAACCCUUUCAUUGUCCAGCAUCUGUGACAGAUUCAUGUCAUUCUAAAGGAUACAGGAAGUUUAGAGCAUGAUUAGCCCUUUUAAAGGAAAAAGAGGGGGUAGGCACACCCAGAAGUUAGCAAAUAUCUUAACACAUGGUAAAUGUGCUGCUCGUACAACCAAGCCCACACCUGACAUGCUCCCACCAUAGUCAAAUGUAGAUGCAUAUUAUAAAGAUAUUUCAAAUGGUUUUAUCAUGCUUCUUAAUCAAAAUAAAAUGGUUUUUUUUCAGUAUUCCCUAUAGUAUUCAGGGCUUUUAAAAUGAUGACCUUGAGAUCCUAAACACAUUAGAGAUGGUUUUAAUAUUCUCUAUGGUUCAAUGUACUUUUGCUGGAAACUCUAAUGUCUACAUCAGGUUUCAACUAUUUUAUCUAUGUCUUCAUCAGAUUUCAUGUGAAUGAGAAGACUGUUUUCAGAGAAGGCAGUUUUUUCUGGUAUUACUAAACAUCCAUCAAUGAAGAGAAUGUAGCUCUCAUGUGAUAUCUUUUAAAAUAAAAACUGGAUGAAAAUGACUGCUUAAAACAACUUUGGAUAUAAAACAUGCAAAGAGUUCAUUAACUAUAGCUCGACAUUGGGUUUUAUUUAAAUAUGUUUUAUCUUUAAGUGACUUGUAGCUGAAGGAAAAGUAAUUGUGGGCUAUAUGGUAGUCUUUAACUCCUGUAUACAACAGUGCCUUGGUAAAAUAUUUGAAACAUUGGAGUUAUCAGCUGUACUAUUUUUAUUGAUAUUUCUGUAUGUAUAUAUAUGUAAAUAUAAUUUACUUUUUUCUUGUACUACAAAUUCUAAGAAAAUCUGUUACAUUUGAAAAUUUUGAAAUGAUUCACCUUUCAGAAAUAAACGUGUGAACGUG
Molecule: messenger RNA, 2984 nt
Organism: Neofelis nebulosa (Clouded leopard)
Lineage: Eukaryota; Metazoa; Chordata; Mammalia; Carnivora; Felidae
Product: cytochrome P450 7A1
Exons: 6
Coding region: 87-1592 (501 amino acids)
Biological process (GO): cholesterol homeostasis; bile acid biosynthetic process; cholesterol catabolic process
Molecular function (GO): iron ion binding; heme binding; cholesterol 7-alpha-monooxygenase activity
Source: RefSeq, a predicted model, not a curated record